AUGGCAGCAGUUACAGCAGACUGGAGAGGAGAGACUCUGGUGACAGAGACCCAGCUUGUGUCCCUACUGAUGGCGGUGUCUGCUCAGUGUAGUGAGAUGUGCCAGCACCAGCCACAGAUAGUGAAUGUAACCCUGAAAAAGUAUGGCUCAAAGCUGGAACACCAAGGAAUAAAAAUAGAAUUCAUUGGUCAGAUUGAACUCUAUUAUGACAGAGGCAAUCAUCAUGAAUUCACAUCUCUAGUCAAAGAACUAGCUCGUCCUGGUGAACUUAUGCAAAAUAUGUCCUAUGCUUUUGAGUUCCUUAACGUUGAAAAGCCUUUCGAGUCGUGCACUGGUUCAAAUGUACGACUUCGGUAUUUUUUGAGAGUUACUAUUGUGAGAAGGCUUUCAGACAUAAUUAAGGAAAUGGAUAUUGUUGUUCACACCUUAUGUUGCUACCCAGAAAUGAACAACAGCAUAAAAAUGGAAGUUGGCAUAGAAGACUGCUUACAUAUAGAAUUUGAGUACAAUAAAUCAAAGUAUCAUUUAAAAGACGUUAUAGUGGGAAAGAUAUACUUUUUGCUUGUGCGUAUAAAAAUCAAACACAUGGAGAUUGCAAUAAUCAAAAGGGAAACCACAGGAUCUGGACCAAACACAUUCACAGAAAAUGAAACUAUAGCAAAAUAUGAAAUAAUGGAUGGAGCUCCAGUCAGAGGAGAGAGCAUUCCAAUAAGAGUAUUUCUUGCCAGCUAUGAUCUUACUCCUACAAUGAGAGAUAUUAACAAAAAAUUUUCAGUGCGGUAUUAUUUGAAUCUCGUGCUUAUGGAUGAAGAAGAUCGCCGUUAUUUCAAGCAACAGGAAAUAACGUUAUGGCGAAAGGGUGAAAAAACUCAAAAAAAUCUUCAAACAUCCUCAAGGACAUCACCCCAACUGCCUCAUGCAAUUCCAGGAACUCAGGAACACACCUCCAACCAACCAAUUGAAGAUAUGAAACGAGAAGACAAAGACAAGGGUACAGUGUCAGGUGCUGAGAAUGAUUUGAGAAGGAAAGCGGCUGUUGAUGGUGACAAGGUUGAUGACUGACUGCACAAAAGCCAGAUUGUGUAAAGUACUAUGCAGAUAUGUUCACAUGCUCCCAUUCCUGAUGCACAUGGUCAUGUGAAAUAUGUAAUUGUGCUUAAGAACUUCGAGUAUUUACUACUGGGAGUGCUGUUCUCAUUACUCAGUGACUCUGUACAUAGCACACAUUUGUUGUAACUAUAUUCAGUGUGCAGUAUGUAUCAAUUUUGUCCUACAGAUACUGUUUUUUUCUUGUAUGAUGUAUUGCAUAUAUGUGCCAUUAUCUUCAGGAGAUGUGAAAUCUGUCUGUAUAGUCUUUUACAAAGCAGCUUUUAGUAAAAGAAUGUUGUUCUAUAAAUAUUUUGUUAUGUGAAAAGACAGCAAUCAAAUCAGUGCUGCUGUUGAAAUGUUAUAACUCAAAGUGGGAUUUAUACAUUCUGGAUAACAUUAUGAUUCAAUAUAUACGUAUUGAAUGACAUCAUGAUUCAAAAAGGAAAAAUUGAGCCUUUUAUGAAAGUAGUUUUUUUGAAGUGUUAUUUUAUACCAGUGUCUGGCACUACUUUCUUUUUGCAGUGUUGUUGAUGUGAUGAUGAUGUCCUUUAUGUGUGUUUAUGUAUUUUGGUAGUUUUUCUCUGUUUUAUUUGAAAGAGUUCUGUAUGUUUUAUUGAAAAUGUAUUGUUUUCAAUAUUUUGUUACUUUGUCUGUACUUUAUGCUUUCUCUCUCUUUCAUUCUAAAUAUGUUAUUUAUGCCCUGUAAUUGGUUGAGAACAUAAAUAAGAUGAAAUUGUAAAGUAAAUAAUGUUUUAGCUUGUCAUCAUUGCAGUUAAUACUCGUGGAAGAGUCAAGAAUAAUUAUAUUGUGUCUGUUGAUUUGCGGAGAAUGUUAGAACUUCAAGAUGUAAGUGGUGAAAGCAACAAUAUUUUAACAUGUUGCAGAAUGUUAAACUAUGUAGAGAGUUACUCAGAGAGAGCCUCAGAGUUAUAUUUUCAGUUUCCACUGUCUC
Messenger RNA from Schistocerca cancellata (South American locust), 2041 nucleotides. Its product is annotated as vacuolar protein sorting-associated protein 26B-like. The transcript is spliced from 6 exons. Gene Ontology annotation, biological process: retrograde transport, endosome to Golgi; intracellular protein transport. The record is from RefSeq and is a predicted model, not a curated record. NCBI's taxonomy places the organism in Eukaryota, Metazoa, Arthropoda, Insecta, Orthoptera, Acrididae. Gene Ontology annotation, cellular component: retromer complex; endosome. The coding region runs from base 1 to 1062 and encodes 353 amino acids.